CCUAGAGAGGCCAGGUCCCACGCAUCCCCUCUGCUCGGGCCGCGACUCUAUGGCGGCCGCGACCGCUCACUAGCCGCGGAGCGACAUGAACACGGAUGCUGACGGCCAGAGCGGUGCAGUGGUUGCCGCGCGGUCUCGAGAGGGCAGUCCCGCGGCGGCUGACUUCGUCCCAUCGGCUCUGGGGACCCGAGAGCAUUGGGAUGCUGUUUAUGAGAGAGAACUGAGAACAUUCCAAGAAUAUGGAGAUACAGGAGAAAUCUGGUUUGGGGAAGAGAGUAUGAACCGACUAAUAAGGUGGAUGCAGAAACACAAGAUCCCGUUGGAUGCCUCAGUGCUUGAUAUUGGAACUGGAAAUGGUGUUUUCCUGGUUGAACUUGUGAAACAUGGUUUCUCUAAUAUAACUGGGAUUGAUUACUGUCCUUCUGCAAUUAAGCUUUCUGCAAGUAUUUUACAGAAAGAAGGGGUAUCUAACAUUAACUUAAAGGUAGAAGACUUUCUGAAUCUUUCUACAAAGCUGUCUGGAUUUCAUGUUUGCAUUGACAAAGGGACUUUCGAUGCCAUAAGUCUUAAUCCUGACAAUGCAGUUGAGAAGAGGAAGCAGUAUGUGAUGUCUCUCUCCAGGGUGUUGGAAGUAAAAGGCUUUUUUCUAAUAACCUCAUGUAAUUGGACCAAGGCAGAGUUGCUAGAUGUAUUCAGUGAAGGAUUUGAACUUUUUGAAGAGCUGCCAACACCCAAGUUCACCUUUGGAGGCUGCCUUGGAACAGGCUUUGAACUCAGAGAUCUGUCUGCCUCUGCCUUCUUGAUCAGAGGCUGGGACCAAAGGGGUGUGACACCACGCCCAGCCCAAGUAAGAUAAGGUCUCCUGUAAUCUAGGCAGGCUUUGACCUUGUAUUGCAGCUGAGGAUAGCCCUGAACUCUGAUCCUUGAUCUUUUUGCCUCUAUCUCCUGUGUUGGGAUUGUAGGAGUUCACCAUCCUAACCCUGCUCAAACCUAAUCAAUUUCAUCUUGUAGAUUGUAUCUAUAUAUGCAUAUAUGUAUGAAUGUGCCUGAAUUUAUCUCUGUCUGGUAACCUACAUUGAAAAUAAGAACAAAUAUGAACAGUUAGUUUGUCUCUAGGGGAGAAAUCUGAGUUUUGAGUUCCUAUUUUUGUCUCUGUGAGCUAGGACCUAUCUGCUGCAGAAACAGUGCUCAGCUUUCAGGGCAAGAGACCAAGUGUCUUGAAUUGCACAGAGUAACCACUCCAGCUAAUUGUAGGUGGUAUGGAUGGCCUCUGAAAGGAUUCUUGUCCAGUAUAUUUUUCUGGAAGAAAUCUGCCACAACUUAGAGCUUGAUUGUGGGAAGCAAGGAACACAGUAAAUUUAAAGAUGUACUGGGGAGAAAAUUAGAAAAUCCUUAUCAUUUCUUUUGGGUAGACAGGAAACAGAGAUAUUCUUAGAUGAAAGGAGAAUACAGGAACAUGUCUUAUUAACAGUUAAUGGAGGAAAAUUAAUGCUAAUUUAUUCUUCAUACACACCAUGCAAUUUGUUAGAAAGUAAAGGAAUAGUUUGGAAUUCUUUGGUCAAUUGAUGGAUUCCUAUGUUAGGGCCAUAGAAAUGAAACUCAACAUUGAGUAGAUAAAUACCCAAGCCCACAGGCUACAGAAAUGCUGAAUAAAACCAGCUCUACAAUGGAACUCUGAAAAGCACUGGGUAUCAAGCCCAGUGAAUGAUUGAAAAUGACCUUAGCAAAAUCCCUGGAGUGUUGUUGAAAGAUCAUUCAUUUCCAGCUUAGAUGUCAAGAUGGGCUCUAGUAAUCAGGAAAGAAAGAGAGUUUGAGUGGGUACUUACCAAGUUUUUAAAAAUCUUUAUAACACAGUGAGUUAGACUCAUAUUAAAAGGGCUUCUCUAGUAGAAAUUUAAGCUGAAGCUCUGUGGACUUGUAGCUUAGGUCCAGGGAAGCCAAAUUAAAAGAAUAGGAAUAAUUCCUAAGACAUGAAAAGCAUCAGUAUUCUGUGUUUGUGGAGUAGGACUUAAAAAAAAGGAUGUAGAAUGUCCUGAUAGAAAGUACUUUUGUCACGCUGAUACUGUUGUGAGAAAGAUUGAAAACUAGGCAAUCCAUUGUAUCUUAAAGUGUUUGUAAAUUACUGCCUAGCUUUCUAGAGCAAGCCAUAAACCCCCCAGAUCUACAGCUUUCAUUAUUUAGAGGAAACUGUUUUCCUAUAGAAAUGGAAUAUUUUUAAAAGAAACUUUUAAAUUUAUUAUUUGUGUGACAUGCCAUUUGGUCGAGUGCCUGUGUAGGUCAAAAGAAAGUGUUGGAUAUCUUGGAACUGGAGUUACAGGCAGUUGUGAGCUGCCUGAUGAGGGUGCAUGGAACCAAAUCUCUGGAAGAGGAGCAAGUGCUCUUAGCUGGUGAGCCACUUUUCCAGCCCCUGCUUUAUAGUUUUACAUGUUGUUGUUAUUACUGUAUCAGCAAAUGAUAAACAUUUCUGUGACUAAUCUUUAUUGUGUAUUGUGUUUCAAAGAUCUUUAAAGAGCGAUUCUAGCCAGGUGCCUUUAAUCCCAGCACUCUGGGAGGCAGAGGCAGGCAGCUCACUGUGAGUUCAAGGCCAGCCUGGUCUACAAAGUGAGUCUGGAACAGCCAAGGCUACAGAGAAAAACCCUGUCUAGGACCCCCCCCAAAAAAAAAGAGUGAGUUUAAUCUCUCCAUUCCCCCAAACCAUAAGCAUUGACACAUGAUUCAGCAAUUACAUAUCCUAGAUAUUACCGGAGUAGUUUAGAAAGAAGUAUGAAAUGCUUCAGUUGACUAGGGGUGUUCACUAAUGCACUGUAGAUGAAGCGGUUUGUUGUCAGGGACACUGGCAGAGUAGAAACUGACCUGGGCUGUUUCUUGCUAUUGCCUUUUUUGCUGCUUUAGGAAGGACAGACUUGUGAGGAAGAGGCUAAAUGCAGAUGAGUGUGGGUGCUUCAAGUUUGGGUUUGCUUCCUAACCCCUUGCUAAUAUGAAAAUGUCAGCCUUUGUUCCCGUCUAAUUUUAGUACAUCCUGGCUAAAAAAAAAUAUUAGGAUGAUUUCCAACCAUGGAACUUGGAAAGGCGGGGCACAGGGAGGAAGAGUGGAGGAAAGAGUAGUUUAUAUUCCAUAUCCGCCUGCCUUUCUGUGACAGCAUCUAGCCCUUAAUCUGUUGAUUUGCUGAGGAUAUAAAUUUAGAUGCUCUGAAGCAAUGGUAAUUAGGUUUUCCUUCCGUGUCUUCUGUAGAAGCCUCAUUGGAGUUGGAAUGGGGAAAAUUAUAGAAUGAUAUUUAAUAGAGUAUCCUGUUGUUUGAGUUAGAGAGUCAUGAACAAGCUUUGUAAGGGAAGCCUAGAGUUGUGAGGGAUAACAUACACUUGUUUGAUUAUAAUUGAUACAUCUGAGGUAUUUCAGUGAACCUGCUGUUAUGCUGUUGUGUAAACGAGAGUAAUAUUUGUUAUUUUUGAGAAGUAAGUAUUUUUAGAAGUAAGCCGCAGUUUUGAGGUGUUUAUCACCUCACAUUCCACAGCAGGCUUAGAAGGAAAUUUCUGAUUCUGUGUAGAGAGCUUCUUGGGUCAAAUACUUGGUAAUAUACUUUGCUUAAGAGGUAGAAUGAAGUCCCACAUAGACUUAUAGUUGUGCCAAUUAUUAUGAUUAUUGUUUAAUUAAAAAGUAAUUAACUAGAUUAAACUAAAAGUAUCUUACCUCAUUAUGAAGCUGUUCAUUUAGUGAGACGCAGAUGGGAUGCUCCUAUAGUAAAGCUGCUACAUAAACAAAAGAGAUCAUCUUGUUAAUUCUUUUUGAGUAAUGGUUUGCAACAAAUGAAAUAGCUUAGUUUUGAAUUUGAAAUUUAGUUAACUUGUCUUGGUUCCUCGUGUUGAAUAGUCGCAGACGGUUUGUGUUUAAAAUCUGUUUAAGUGCACUAGGAGUACAGCUUAUUGGUAGAGUUCUUGUCGGGCAUGUUUAAGGUCCUGGAUUUUACCUCCAGCACCACAAAGUCAGUAAGUGAAUUUGUACAUGGUAGAGUAAGUUUCAAAGGGAUCAGACCUACAGAAACCACUUUCCUUUCCUCUCCGUAAAUCAUGGCUAUUCAAUAGGUAAACUUUAAUCAAAAGAAUACACGUGAAUACAUAUGUUUAUUUGGUGCAUGCAUGUACAUAUAUGUCCAAGUGAAUGUACUGUGGCAAGUGUGUGGAGCUUAGGAUAACUUCCAGGAUAACUUUCUACUAUGUGGGUCCCAGAGAUCAAACUCAGGUCACUGGGGUUGGUGUUAGGAACCUUUCCCCAUUGAACCAAAGUUCCUUUACCCAUGCAGCUCAGAUACCAUACUGCUAUAAACUGGGUGGCAUAAACUGCAGGCUUUUUUUUUUUCAGAGAUCUGAAAGCUAGAAUUCCAAGAACAAAGUGCUGGUAGAGUAUCGUCAUCACUAUUUUUUAAACAUUUAUUUAUUUAUUUAUUUUUAUGUGUGUGGCACACAUGUAGAGGUCAGAAAUAACUUGUGAACUUAGUUCUUCCUUCUACCAUGUGGGUCUUCAGGAUUGGAUUCAGAUUGGCAGGCUUGGUGGCAGGCACCUAUACCCACUGUCUAUCACCAUGCUUGUCCCUAGUUAUGUUUUAUUUUAAAGCCUCAUUCCUUGGCUUUUAGGUGGCUGCCAGUUGUGUGUUCACAUCACCUCUUUGUGAGUGUUGGGGAAGAAAAGGUAAAGGAGAACAAACACACAAACUCUCAGGGGCCUCCAUGUGAGGGCCCUGAUUCCACAACCUCUCCUGACACUGAUAAUCCCAUAAAGGCCUCAUCUGCAAAUACUGCUGCAUUGGGGCUUAGGGCUUCACUGUAUGGUUUUGGGGCAGGAACCAGCAAAAAUUUCUGAAAAUUGAGACUUACUGAACAAUGCCUAAAAAAUAGGUUUCUAGUAUAUAUGAGGCAUUACACACUCCAUUUGCUAAGUGUCAGCUGUUGGGUAACUUGAUGGCUCUUAAACUAAGGUAUUUGUAUAUUAAAAAGAUGUAUAUGUACCUAUAAUAAAAUAUUUGAAGCAAAUGAGUAUUUUUAAAUCUGAAAAACCUUGUGCCUGGUGACUGAUUUUUUUUUUUCUGAUACAUGUCUGAUUGUAUUCAUUUGACCAUAAAGAUGACCAAUAAAUUCAGAAAUUUACGCCUUUUAUUUAGUCUGCUUCCAUCUUACAUGUAGAAAGAUAAGAUUAAGGUCAAAUGAACAAUCAUGAUACUAUAAAGAAUCUUCCUCUAUUUCUUCUGUGCCCCAGAUACAUGCAACAGAGUACUCCCAGCUGAACCACUUUGUCACUCUCAAGCCUUAGGCUUUGAGAUGCUUCUCAUGUGCCUCACAGAGACUACUUGAGUCUAAUUUGUGGGUCUGUCCUUUUGUACCCCCUGCCUUGACAGCCAAUCAGUUUGAUCUGUAAGUAUUUAUCCUGCUGAUGAAAAAGGGUUUGUUUUUUGUUCUGUUUUGCCUUUUUGUUUUGGUGGUGCUGUGAUAUAAGCCCUAGGGCUUUGAACAUGUGAGGCAAGCAUUCUACCACUGAGCCCAUCUCAGCUCAGAAAUUGAACUUUGUUAAAGGCACUAGCAGAUUACCUAACAUAAUACUUGUUAAGGCUGCUUUACUUUCUGUCGAUUUCUUUGAAGCAGCUUGAUAGGUGGAGAGAGAAUCAGGUGUGGACUCUAUUCAACAGGGCUGUGAAUAUUGCAGAGAUACACAGAAAGCAGCUUAGUGUCAGAUAAAUAUUCUUUCCUCCUAGAACUGAAAGGUAAACUGUUCAGGAUUCCACCCUGCAGUGCUACCAAGUUAAUGUAUUUAGUGCCAUAGAAAGAUACUUGUAUUGUUGAGUGAGAGAGAGCGCAUCUGUAACGGGUGCACUUUUCAAAACAGCACCUUUUCACUUAGUAAAGGAAUGAAGAAUAGAUGCCAUGAUGCUGGAUUUUCAUAUGUUUUCCUGUGUUUCAGAGUGUAUGAAAGAAUACCUUUCAGAUUGAGAACAUGAUCUUUUUGCAUAGUAAUAAAUGGUAAGAAUGUAGAUGUGGAGGUGAAAAUGUUAAUGUGGAUGUAUUUGAAUUGAAAACAUGGGCAAGGUUACCAUUCAUUAGCUCUGAGCCACGGCAUGAUUCCAGGGUCUAUCAAACAGGGAUGCAAGAUCACGGAGCAGUGACCCAGUUGCGCUGAGGCUGAUGAAAAUAGGGUUGGAUUUUGAUUUUACUGGCUACUUAAGAAGCAGUGGACUGACAUGUUAUAGCUAGUUUCUACUCUGUAUCAUCCAGGUUUGAUUUCUUUGACUUGAGUCACAUUUCUUUCCCUGCUGUAACGUGAGUUAAUUGCCAUUUAUAUUGUUUGAUGUUGAGUAAUAGUUUAUCCAGUUGAUUCUGAGUUUAUGGUAGAACUGACAGUAAAGUGUGUGAGGGCACAGUGAACCACUUGUUAUGCUAAUCUAGAAAGCAUGUCUUCAGCCUUCUUACUGAUGGUUAAGUGAAUUUCUCGGAGUGCCAAGCAUGAAUAUAGAACAGUCAGACCCCAGCCCUGAUGCUUUUCCUAGUUGAUCCCAAGAAAUUUCAGAUCGUUUUGGUUAACACCCCUGCGUGAGCUCAACUCUUGCUAUGUAGUUCUGACUGCUUAGAAUUCACUAUAUAUGUUGGACUGGCCUCAAACUCACAGAGAGCCUCCUGCUUCUGCCUGUCUAAAGCUGGAAUUACAGGCUUGUGUAGUAAAUUGUAAAAAAGGUUUUGAACCUUUAUUGUAUUUGUUUUUUUUUUUUCCUAAGCUUCACUGUAGUUCUUGCUGCCUCACCUUUCCAUAUGCUAGGAUUACAGGCAAUUGCUACUAUUCACAGAAAGAAUUUGUACCAUUUUAAAGAAAUUUUGAUAAAGUCUGAGAUCUUUCUAGAACAGACUGUAAUCAAGGUGGUUUAACAGAGCAAAGAAUGACUAACCUGGCUUUUACCAAGUUUUGAGAAUUUUUAUUCUUUUAUCCCUGACCUAGAAAUUAAUUCUUUAAAAUAGGCAGUGAACUUCCCAUUGCUAUCAAGAGUCCCCACUCCUGAUCUUGCAGGUUGAACUAGGAGUUCAUGUGUGCUUGUCAAACACUCUACCACUGAAGCUAAUCCCCUCCCCACAACAGCCAUGUCUAUCCCUUUAUGCUUGUGGUUAAACUACAGCUGCAGGAGACCUCAUGCAAAACUGGCAGGGAAGAAAAAGACCCAGGCAUGGGUUAAAACAAAAGACCUUAGCUCUUAGAUACAACAGAUUGACAGACUCUGAAGAGAGUGAAGAGAUUCACAAGGCUAAAGUAAAAUAGGUUUGCCUUGAGGCAGUGACUUAUAUGGUGGAUGCUCAACAGAAAUAAAAAUAGUUUGGGUUUGAUUUGCAAAUACUAAAUGAAUUUUAAAGAAAAACUUGAUGUGUUUUUUUUUUUUAAACUUGAAAACAGAACAUGAAUAUAGUUUGGGAAUACAGUUGAAAUGUUUUCUAAAUUAAACAAAGCAAUAUGAAAAUAACUGUGCCCUUGUUUUCAGCUAUGUUUUUGAUGGAGUAUCAGGCAAACUUGUAGAUGGCUAGUUGUGUUGUAAUGACAUUCAAGUCUACAUCCAUUGCUAUCACAAAUACAUCAGAGGGUAUGCUUUUGUUAAUUUUUUUUUACAAUUAUUUAUGUCUGUAUUAUGAAUAUUUUGCCUGUGUGUAUGUGUGUGCACUACAUGUGUGCUUGGUACCUGUAGAGGCCAGAAGAGGGCAUCAGAUCCCCUGGAACUGGAGUUAAUGGAUGGUGUGAGCUACCAUUAAAUUCUGGGAGUCCCAGGUCCUCUGCAAUAACAAUACGUGCACUAACCUGCUGAGUAAUCUCUCCAGCCCCCGAGGUUUUGUUUUUAAAGCUUAGUAUUAGAAUAGUAAGAUUCGCUUAGUACGUUUCCGUAUGCAAUUAAUUGAAUGCCUUUAUUAUAUUUUUUUCCCUUUUAUUUACUGCGACUAAGCUUCAAUGCCUAUUUUUCAUUCCUAUGUUUUCUUACGGCACGUAGUAAUAAUAGUCACUAGGAACUUAAAAAAAAAAGUUACUACCAAAUUCAAUUUUCAAGUUUUAACUCCUACUCUGUUCU
This is a messenger RNA of Meriones unguiculatus (Mongolian gerbil), 8081 nucleotides long. It is a transcript of the gene Eef1akmt2, whose product is annotated as EEF1A lysine methyltransferase 2. Gene Ontology annotation, molecular function: protein-lysine N-methyltransferase activity. The record is from RefSeq and is a predicted model, not a curated record. Gene Ontology annotation, biological process: peptidyl-lysine dimethylation; peptidyl-lysine monomethylation. The transcript has 8 exons. Gene Ontology annotation, cellular component: cytoplasm. Lineage: Eukaryota; Metazoa; Chordata; Mammalia; Rodentia; Muridae. The coding region runs from base 86 to 856 and encodes 256 amino acids.